This is a messenger RNA of Arachis duranensis, 740 nucleotides long. RefSeq lists its product as uncharacterized. The coding region runs from base 330 to 740 and encodes 136 amino acids. NCBI's taxonomy places the organism in Eukaryota, Viridiplantae, Streptophyta, Magnoliopsida, Fabales, Fabaceae. The transcript is spliced from 4 exons. The record is from RefSeq and is a predicted model, not a curated record.
UGCUUCCAUUCUUUACAAGAAGCCGAGAACUCAUACCACUGUGCUAGGUGUGAGACAUACCCAUCGUCUCACACUCCAAGGUUUAGCAUAAACAUGCGAGUUGCUGAUGAGACCGAUACGGCUUCUUUCCUACUGUACGAUAAGGAGGUGUCCAAAUUCCUUGGUAUAUCCGCAUCCGAUCUCAGACUCGCACAACUAACCAGGGUAUUAUGCAUUUUUUCCGGCUUUGAAUCUUCUUUAUCACACACUUUCUUGAAGCCAUUGUAAUUUCUGUUUUGCAUCUGUAGGGUGGAGUUAACGAGGAAUAUCCAACAGAGCUUAACUCACUGAUGGGAAAGAAAUUUCUGUUCAAAGUAUCUGUGAAAAUGGAAGAUCUUAAUGCAUUCCAACCAUGUAGGAUAAUUGUUACUAAGCUCUGUGCGGACAACUCUGUUAUCACAAAAUUUACUGCGAAGACUAGAUUUGACGAGCAUAAUAUGGGUAUGGAGAACUCUGAACUGCUGAGCAUGAACACUGACUCUGCUGAGACCCCAAAGGGUACAACCUCUCCCUCUGUUGAGACUUUAUCCCAGGGAACAAAUGAUGGAUUCUCAACUCCAAAUGAUAAAAUUAUCACUGGUGGGUGGUCUAAGAAGCUGAUCGACGUGUACCCCGAUUCUGCCCGUGCAUCAUCAUCAUCCAAAUGCAGGAAAGUGACAGAGGGUGCCACUGCAACUAUUGUCGAGAUUCAUGAUGAGUAG